Molecule: messenger RNA, 5703 nt
Organism: Condylura cristata (star-nosed mole)
Lineage: Eukaryota; Metazoa; Chordata; Mammalia; Eulipotyphla; Talpidae
Gene: PABIR1
Product: family with sequence similarity 122A
Exons: 1
Coding region: 280-1143 (287 amino acids)
Biological process (GO): mitotic G2/M transition checkpoint
Cellular component (GO): cytoplasm; nucleus
Molecular function (GO): protein serine/threonine phosphatase inhibitor activity
Source: RefSeq, a predicted model, not a curated record
CCGGCGAGAAGCCCUUCGGCUGCGCGCACUGCGGCAAGGCCUUCGCCGACCGCUCCAACCUGCGCGCGCACAUGCAGACGCACUCGGCCUUCAAGCACUUCCAGUGCAAGCGCUGCAAGAAAAGUUUCGCGCUCAAGUCCUAUCUCAACAAGCACUACGAGUCGGCCUGCUUCAAGGGUGGCGCCGGCGGCGGCGGCGGCGGCGCCGGCCCAGUACUGCGGGGGAAUGGAAGUCCUAGGUCUCUCUGACUGAGCACCGCCCCCGCCUCCCUGCCCCGACAUGGCUCAGGAGAAGAUGGAGCUAGACCUGGAGCUGCCUCCGGGUACGGGCGGGAACCCGGUGGAGGGCGGCGGCGGCGGCGGCGGCGGGGGCCUCAGGAGGUCUAACAGCGCCCCCCUAAUCCACGGCCUCAGUGACACUUCUCCGGUGUUCCAGGCCGAGGCGCCUAGCGCCAGGCGGAACAGCACAACGUUCCCGAGCCGCCCCGGCCUGCUGCUACCGGCCUCCCCGGUCCGCAUGCACAGCAGCCGCUUGCACCAGAUCAAACAGGAGGAGGGCAUGGACUUGAUCAACCGCGAGACGGUCCACGAGCGGGAGGUGCAGACCGCAAUGCAGAUAAGCCACUCCUGGGAGGAAAGUUUCAGCCUGAGUGACAACGACGUGGAGAAAUCCGCCUCUCCGAAGCGCAUCGACUUCAUCCCGGUGUCACCAGCACCGUCACCCACCCGGGGAAUUGGGAAGCAGUGUUUUUCACCAUCCUUGCAAAGUUUUGUGAGUAGCAAUGGAUUGCCUCCAAGCCCUAUUCCCAGCCCAACCACCCGAUUUACUACGAGGAGAAGUCAGAGUCCCAUCAAUUGCAUUAGACCAAGUGUUCUUGGACCAUUGAAAAGAAAAUGUGAAAUGGAAACUGAGUAUCAGCCAAAGAGAUUUUUCCAGGGCAUUACCAACAUGCUUUCUUCUGACGUUGCACAGCUGUCAGAUCCCGGUGUGUGUGUGUCUUCAGAUACCCUUGAUGGAAACAGCAGCAGUGCCGGAUCUUCUUGUAAUUCACCAGCGAAAGUCAGCACUACCACCGACUCUCCUGUGUCGCCUGCCCAAGCGACUUCUCCUUUUAUUCCAGUAGAUGAACUUUCAUCUAAGUGAUGAACCCACCCUUCCUGAGACUUGGUUUUGUUUGUUUGUUUUAUUAUUAUUAUUAUUAUUAUUUGCAAUGGAGAGAAAAAUCAAGUUGGAGCAAGCACUGAACUUUGUCAAUUAAUUUGAGCUAUUUCUUAUUGGACCCUUUUUCCUUUUUUGGAAUUUCCUGAAAUGUUAUUCUAGAGAACUUUUAUGUCAGAUUCCUGCAGAUGCCCUUGAAUUCAAUGUAGUACUAUUUUCAGACAUUUUCCCAAUAAGUGUGUUGAAGCAUACAUCUCUUACGCUGCUAAUAUGUCUAAAUACAUAUGUUAUCCCUUGAUUUUUUUAAAUAAUUGAGAGCUCUAUUUAUUUAUGGGAUUAUUAAGUUCUGAUGAAAAUAUAAAUGUUGAAUUAAUCAGCAUAGUAAACUGAUGUUUUAAAAUUCCAUACUUCAUGCCCACACUAAUUUUUAAUGUUGUUAUCAGUGAUUGCUAAUUUCUAUUUGAUGAAGAACAAUAACCUAUCUAUUUUAAAAAUAUGUUAGUUAUGACAUAACAAUCCAGUGGUUGUCUAUUUUACCCAGGAAUCCUUGGAUAUUAAAUUUUCUGGGUACAGAAGUGGAUGGUGGUGGAAUGAUAAAAGAGCAAAAUAAAGUUUGCAACAAAUCUUUUUAAAAUUAAAUAUACAAAAGUAAAUGUAUUUAAGAAAAACUUUCUAAUGAAAUUUUAACAAUUCUAAGACUUACAAAUAUACUGUACAGAAAAUGGAAAUCUCCUUUUUCUUUUUAACUAGAAGGUGCAUUCUAUUGCAUAUAAUCCUAAAGUGAAAUGGGACAGUGCCUUGCAUUCUCAUCCUGGUGUACAUAGGUUGAGGCCUGGUUCUUUAAAGAGCUAAAAGAGUUAAAAGUUUUCAAACGUAGAAAAUGUAUGGGAGCCUUGUUGAACUUCAUCAGAGCACCCAGGCGGAUCAGAUGCUCUCAAUCAUUGAUAUGCUUUAAAAUACCCAGCAGUGCCUCAGUGAAAAACCUUUGUCAAUGAGGAGCCAGUCAAACUUUUGGCUGCCUUUCUGUUCUGCCCAUCUGUCACCUUCCUAGUUUUCCCUGACUCAGGAAGGAAGCAGCUGUUUCCUUGCCAACAGGUCCUUCCUCUCUACCUCCCAGCAAACUAGGGCAUCGUCAGUUAGGCAAAGGUGUGACUCAGAUUUCUGACAGUGAGCAACAAGAGGACUGUUCCAGGAGCCUCUGUGGUGAAAGCUGCAGCUGAAGUUGACUACCUUGAGGAGGAUGUCAGUUAAUUAAGGUCAAUGUCUUAGAAAAUCAGUGGAGAGUCACCUCAGUAAAUUAUUUGACUUAGGUUUUGUUAAAAGUAGAAUGUGAAAUGUUCUUUUUUCUGUCUUCAAAAUUCAGACAAAAUAUGAAACUAAUGAAAAACGUUUAUGUUAUACUUCCUAUACCUCCUAGAUCUUUCUUAAUCAAAUAGAUAUAAAUAAAUAGACAGAGGUAAUCAAAGGACAAGGGGAGAAAUAAAAAGACUAAAAGGGAGAACAAGAUAAAAGCUCUGGCUUGCUUUUUCAAGUUAUUGCCUACAGAGAUUAACAACUAUGUGGAAUUUCUGCAACUAUAACAAUAAAUGGAACUGGUCAACAUUUGACAGUUGCUUCAAGAAUUCAGUGAAAUUACAUCGAGGGUAAGAUAACCACAGGUUUAAAUUCUCUCUUCCGGGUUCAUGUGCUCCACUUCUCACCUUGCUCCUCAAAUUCAAUCUUAGGGGUGCAACUUCCUCACCUUGAUCUACUGCUUCAGAUGUCCUUAACCUGAUCAUCUUCAAAACAAAAUUUAUUAUUUUCUCAUUUAACCCAUUCUUAAAUUACCUAAGUUGGUUUCAUCACAUCUGAUUUCCUAAACGAAAAAUCAUGGCAAGCAUCCUUGCUUUCCCUUUUCUCUCCCUGUCACAUUAGCUUAACCACCUAGACCUGUCUACUUCUGAAAUGAAUCUUAAAUCUGCCCCUUCUAUAGCCUCAGAUGUAGCUUAAGUUUCUGAGUGAUCUCCCAGUCUUCCCAGUGUUUUUAACCUCACUUUGGUCUUCACACUGCCUCUAAAAUGAUCUUUCUAAAAUAUAAAAUUGAUUUCUCCCAUUUGACAGUGGUUUGCUUCCCUGUUCCUACAUUUUAGGAAAUGCUUUCUUUAACCUGGCAUAUGAUGAGAUCCUUUGUAAACUGGCUAUAUUCUAAAACACUUUAUCUGCUCAUCAUAUCUCAGUACACAUCCUUCUUUCUUAACCUGUAAACACUAGACUAGAUCCUCUAAAUAUUUUUGUACCUUUAGAUAGUUUCCUUCUUCCUAAAAAACCAAUUCCUAUCUUUUGCAGCCAGGCAAAUGCUGUGUUUCUUCUUAUUUCACAUGAAUGUAACUACUAAAAAAUGUGUCCCUGCUAAUUAUACAAAUAUUUAAACAAUGCAGAUACAGUAAAAUAUUUUACUAUGUGUAAUUUCUCUUCCCAUAAGUAAUUUCUGUUAAUUAUAAGGUAUACAAACUUUGCACUUCCCUGUACAUCUCUAUAUAAACUCAGGAAACCAACAUGUCAUUGACAUUUCCUUUCUUUCCCUCAUAUCUAAACAUCAAGUCUUACUUGAUUUUAUCUUCCAGAAUCUGUCUCAUUUUUAUCUCUACUGCCACCUGAUCUAGGCUACCAUCAUUUCCCUCUUAAGCUUCUACAGCAGCCUCCUAGUUCCUGCUUAUUGCCAUCAUACUCAUCCUGGUCAACUACCCAUUCAUUCUCCAGGUAGCAGCUAGAGUAAUCUUUUUAAAACUGCAGCUCUCAUCCGUCUCUCAGUUAAAAGGUUUUGAUUUGCUUCCCAUUGUUCUCACUGCAUACCAAAAUGUGUUCCUUCUGUCUAGGAGGCCAUAUGAGAUCUGGAUGUGCCUCCCUCCUCUUGUUUUCUGUGCCCCACCCUCACUGGCUUGCUUCCUUCUUGUUAAAUCCCUGUUCUUUCCUACUUUAGCUCCUUUUACUAGAUCCAUUUCCUUGAAGGUACAGAGAAGCCUUUAUCUGUAACCUCAUUGUUCCAUAUAUGUGGUAGUUUUAAGUCAGAUGAAGCUCUAUGCAUUCAUAUAGAUAAUAUGCAUUAUAUUAUUUAUAACUUAAAUCGUUAAUUACUCUAGGAUAUAAAGGCUUAGCUCAUGUAAGAAUGAUCUUCCAAAAAAAAACUUAAUAUAUUAGUCGUGCUAAUCUAUAAAUUUUGUUAGAAAUCUCAAAACACAUACUAACAUUCAGUUAAAGUACAGUUUGUCAUGUGUAACAAACCUCUGUAAUUUUUCUUUUAUUAUGUUUGAAAGCCAAUAGAGAUGGAAAAAAUUAAUUACUGGUCACCAGAUUUUGUGACUGCUGUUCAUCAGAACCUUUGAGCAUACUUACAAGGUUGUUUAUAAUCAAGAAUAACCUGCAUCAGGAUAUUAGGUUGCCUUCAGUGAUUCACAUUUAUUAGUUUAGUCAGUUAUAUAAGGAGUAAGAGACCAUAUAUUUGGCAGUAAAAUGGGACCUGGCCAAGGCCUGUCAGGAAAGCAGGAGUGCAAAUUUUUUUCUUAUGAACAUGUUUAUAGAUGGAUGGAAAAAGUUGGAGGAUCUAAGAGAGAGAUGAAGAUGGGAGAAUAGUUGCCAGAAUAACAAAUCAAAGGAGAUAUGUUAACCUUUCUAUGAAAGAAUAGAAGAAAGAGUUGGCCUUGGGAAGUAUAUAUGGAAACGUUUAUUUCUUUUAAGCUAGGAAGGAGAGUAGAAGGCUAGACAAAGAUAUCAGUAAUUAUUGGCUUGAUUUGCUUUAGGAAGAAUUUGUGUUGAAAUUGGUUAUAUUUUCUAAUUACUGAGGAGUCUAGAAUAACUGAGGGUGGGACAGGAGUAGAUCUGGAAGCUUGAGUAAAGUAAAGGUUCUGUAAAGGUGCUAGUUAGGAGUGAUUAAGGGUGAAUAGAAAGUUUAUGGAGCCAUUUUGGAUGCCAAGUUACUGUUGUAUGGCAGCAAUAUAAAAAGAAGUAGGUUGGAUUGACUAAGUCUGAGAAAUGGUUAAGUAGAUGCUGGGUAAAUUCCUGAAGCCCUUAAGGACUUUUCUGAAAAUAUAAUAGAUUGGUUGAGUGACGCUUUCAAGAUGGUGAAUGAAGUAAGCAAUGAGUGAUGCAAUAGGCCGUUUUUUUUUUUUUUCCUCAAGGUUUUGCUGUUAAGCCAUGACAAAGUGUGCAGAGAAUCUCUCUGUGGAACUCUUGCAGUGUUGCCCAUCUUUUGCCAACGCUGUCUUUUUGUUUGCUUGUUAGUUUUAACUCAAUGAAUCCCAAAUCAACAAACCUUGAAUUACAUUACUUGAUAAAAAAUUUGAGUCAAAUUGUUCACUAUAGACAAGAUAAAGUUCUUUGUGCUUUCUGUAAUUUACCCUCCAAGUAAAAACUUUUCUUAAAAGUUGAAGUGACCUUUAUAUGAAAAAUACGUGUUUAUGUGUCAGGUAAUGCCUUAGGUGCUGACCUAAUGUGUCAUUUCAUUUUAUCUUCAUUACUGCUGUAUAAGGUAAGUGUUAUUUUAUCCUCAGUUUAGAAAUGAGGAGAGGG